This is a messenger RNA of Dictyostelium purpureum, 1725 nucleotides long. RefSeq lists its product as uncharacterized. The record is from RefSeq and is a predicted model, not a curated record. NCBI's taxonomy places the organism in Eukaryota, Evosea, Eumycetozoa, Dictyosteliales, Dictyosteliaceae. The annotation marks the transcript as partial. The transcript is spliced from 2 exons. Gene Ontology annotation, cellular component: membrane. Gene Ontology annotation, molecular function: transmembrane signaling receptor activity. Gene Ontology annotation, biological process: cell surface receptor signaling pathway.
AUAAUAGUUUUGGUUUUUUUAUCACUCUAUUUAAAUAGUUUUAUAAAUGGACAAGAUAUAAUACCUGUUAACACAACUGCAAAAUGUGAAAAAUAUAUAGGCGACCAAGGAACCCCUAUUUGUACUGGCUAUAUCCCUAAUCCAGACUCAGUUUAUGUUACACUACCACAAAUCGAGGUUUUAAAACAAGUGAAUUCCACCAUAGAUUUUCUUCAAUUAUUUGGGUGUAAAAAUAAAAAUAAUUUAAAAGUUAUAUGUGCAAUAAGCUUCCCAGAAUGUAUAGAAUAUAAUGUAGAAAACUCAACAGUGGUAUUAGCUUUUCCAAAAUUAACAUGUGAUAAAUAUUGUAAUGCUGCAUUGGAUAGCUGCCCAUCAAUCAAAAUGGGGGCAGAGUGUCUAGGUUCAAUUAAUGAUCCAGUAACCCCAGGGAAAAGUGGAUUUUAUACACCAAUUUCAAAUGUAAUUUAUGAUUUAUCAAGCUAUAAUGGACCAAAUAAUUAUACAGUAGAUUGCAUUAACCCAGCACUAAUUUCAGAUAGUGGUUCAAAUAGUGAAAUUGAUAAUACAUGUCCAUUCCCAUUAUUAAGAAUCCCUAGAAACUCAACAGAUAAUGAAGAAGAGCUUAAAAAAGGGUUAUUCUACAUAGAAACAGGUGAAUGCGUUUUGAAUUGCCCUGUUAAUAUUUAUUCAAAUAGUGUUUGGAAAAGACUUUACAAACUUACCGAUGUAUUAUCAGUCAUUUCAAUGGUUUCCACAAUAAUUUUAAUGUUUACCUAUGGUGUUUUAAAUCCAAAAUUAACACGUUAUGAUAAAAAGAAUCUUUUCUUUUUAGCAGGUAUUUUUGGUAUUUCAUUAGCUGGUACAAUGAUAGCAGCAAAUGAUACUGAAACAACCCUUUGUCCAGACCCACAUAGAUUCGCUGUUAAUACAGACAAAGUUUGUGUAGCAUCAGGUUUUAUUACCCAUUUCUCUGCUUUAUUUGCUAUGCAAUGGUGGGCAAUUAUUGCUUUCGAUCUUUGGUAUAGUGUUAAACAUGUAAGAAAGCAAUUAAAGGUUAAAAUUCGUUAUUAUUUAACAGGAACAUUUACAGUUGCAAUCAUUUUCAGUGGGGUUUCAUUAGGCAAAGGCCAAUAUCAAGCUGGUUUUGCUAAUGUUUUUUGCUGGCUUUAUGACGAAGUGUAUCAGGAUGUUUGUUUCUUUGUCCCACUAGGUAUUUGUUUAACAUUUGGUUCAAUUAUGAUUGGAAUGGUAAUGAGAGAGAUCUACGUUAUUGUAAAAUCAUCCACCUCUUCAGGUGCAAACAAUGAUUCAAAGAAACAUUUAAAACUUCAAAUCAAACCAUUUUUAAAUGUAUUUUUAUUCUACUCAUGCUUUUUAUAUCUUUUCCUCUUUGCAAGAAUUAUAAAUAGUCGUUAUGAUAAAUAUAUGGAAAGUGCAUUACCAUACAUGACAUGUUUAAUCGCUGGAGGUGGUGAAGAUUGUAGAUUAGAUGGCCCAUCAUCUGGAUCAUUGGGUUAUUUCACUUAUUGUCUUAGAAUCUAUGGUAUUUACGCUUUCUUUGUAUAUGGUUGUUCAAGUCGUUUCUUUAAAAUUUGGAGAGAGUCAUUUUUAUUACAAAACAAAAUUAUGUUACCAAUUCUUACCAAACUCGACUCCGCAUUCUCACGUACUUCCAAUGGAAAAGGAACAUCAUCCACAAAUAUGGGUACAUCAAGCAGUAAUAGU